Molecule: messenger RNA, 798 nt
Organism: Plasmodium cynomolgi strain B
Lineage: Eukaryota; Apicomplexa; Aconoidasida; Haemosporida; Plasmodiidae
Exons: 9
Coding region: 1-798 (265 amino acids)
Source: RefSeq, a predicted model, not a curated record
AUGAACUGGAAAAAGGCUUUAAGUUUGGCAGGAGGAGCGGCAGCCGUGGUUGCCUUGACGUACAUGCUGAUGAAGGACGAUGAUGGUCACGAUGACAAUGACGAAAAUGAAGAAAAGAAAAAAAAAGACGGAAAAUUGAAUAAGGACGGAAACAGGAUUAUAAAGGGAGAAUCGAUGACCCGAGAGGAUCUCCUGCAACUCUUGAAUGAAAUGCUCAAGCUGCAGACGGACAUGAAAAAUAUUGUUAAAGAUUUAAUCGUAGUUGCAAAGAAUAACAGUUACGACUUUAUGUCCGUCUAUAAUGUGGCGAAGACAUAUAACACAGUGGACCCUCUGGGUAAAUAUCAAAUCGAGAUGCCCGAAUUUGACAAGGUUGUGGAGAACUACCACUUCGACCCAGAGGUGAAAGAGACCGUCUCGAAGCUCAUGUCGUCCCAAGAAAAUUACUAUGCCAACAUGAGCGAAACCGCCACACUGAGUGUCGAUAAAAUUAUCGAAAUUCAUCACUUCAUGUUAAAUGAACUGUACAAGAUCGACCCAGAAUUUAAAAAGAUCCCGAAUAAGCACGAUUUGGAUCCCAAGCUAAUAGCACUAGUUAUACAAUCCAUAGUGAGCGCAAAAGUGGAGGAGGAAUUCAACUUAACUUCGGAAGACGUGGAGGCCUCCAUAGCCAACCAGCAAUACGCCCUGACUUCGAACAUGGAAUUCGCCCGAGUGAACAUCCAAAUGCAGACAAUUAUGAACAAAUUCAUGGGUGACCACUUCAAAUUUAUGUGCGACAAGGAGGGAGUCUACUAG